Messenger RNA from Cyprinodon tularosa, 2606 nucleotides. RefSeq names its product synembryn-A-like. NCBI's taxonomy places the organism in Eukaryota, Metazoa, Chordata, Actinopteri, Cyprinodontiformes, Cyprinodontidae. The coding region runs from base 215 to 2257 and encodes 680 amino acids. Gene Ontology annotation, molecular function: G-protein alpha-subunit binding; guanyl-nucleotide exchange factor activity. The record is from RefSeq and is a predicted model, not a curated record. Gene Ontology annotation, cellular component: plasma membrane; cytoplasm. Gene Ontology annotation, biological process: G protein-coupled receptor signaling pathway. The transcript is spliced from 14 exons.
CAGAGCGCGGAGGGGAGGGCUGAGAGUUUAUCCAUGGCUUAGAGAGGAGGAGAGGAUCCAGGCGGUUAGGCUCAGGCAGGCUGUGGCUCAUCUGCAGGACGGAGACGCUGAGCUAAGAGCAGCAGCUCCUUCAAAGAACCCAGUGUUAGUAGGAGGAACCCGCAGGAGUCUGAGCUCAGAACUGAUCCACACUAGAACUUCAUCAGCUUCAGGCAUGGCGCCGGACGUGGAGAGGAUCAUCCAGAGCAUCGGCCUUGGAGACCAGGACGCCGUCCAGCUCCUGCUGGACAACUACAACACCCAGCAUGCAGAAUGCUUCUUCUUCAACACUGAGGCCCAGGAGAGGAAAAAGCAACAAAGACUGGAAGAGUUCAGGAAGAACAAGAUAAGGGACUGCGCUCCUGACUCGGAUUCAGACAUGGACUCGGACGAUGAGAAGCCGGACCUUCUUCUCAGAGAGGAUCUGGCUGCAGCCCUGCUGUGCUUCGUCAGUGGUCAGCUGCAGCCUGGAGUGUUACGGGCUUGUCUUCAGACUCUGCGGAUCCUGUCCCGUGAUCGCAGAGCCCUCAGGCCGAUGGUCACGGAUAGUGCACUUUUCAUUUUGGCACAUCUAGGAGGAAUUGAUCUACUGCAGCCCUGCCAGCAGCAGGACGGGAUGACCGAAGCUCAGCGGGACAGAACACAGAGAAGUGACUGUCAGGGAUCAACAGAUGCUGAUGAGAGGUGUGACGUUUCCUUUUCCGAUCCCAACAAAGAGGCUAGUGGUUUGGAUACAAACGACUGCUAUGGUCACCGCCUUAAACAGCGAGAAAACGAGGGCCCCCUGGUGCUCGCUCCUGGGAAGAAAGACGCCCGGGAAGAGGAGAGCGAGGAAGAAAGGAAGGAGGAUGAUGGGGAUGUGUGCAGGAAGGAGGCCAUAAAAGUCUUAUGUAACAUCAUUUACAACAGCCCCCGGGCUCAAGAGAGAGCCAGCGCACUCAGGCUGCUGCAGGGAUUGUGGGAGAGUCUGAAGCAGGGGAUGUGGAGUAGGGCGCCCCCAACUGGCCAGUUCUACAAGCUGAGGCUGCUCUUCCUACUAACAGCCCUGAGGCCUGAGCUCAGGCUGCAGCUGCAGCAGGAGCGCGGGGUGUUGGUUCUGACCCAAGCCUUGGAGCAAUGCCUGGCGUUGAGGUGGUCCUGGCUGGUCGCUGACAGCAAAGCCCCGCCCAUUUCCCAGGAGGUGUCCCAGGAUGUCAUCGAGAUCCUCAAGACCAUCUUCAACAUCGCUCACAGGUUCUACCGGCAGGAGCCGGAUGAGGAGGAGGCUGCUCUGUAUCGCCACCUAGCAGCCGUCCUACGCUACUGUUUGCUGCUGUCGUGCGAUGGACCCGACACACGGGAGGAGCUGCAAGGGCACACGGUGAACAUCCUGUCAGCUCUGCCCCUCACCUGUCUGGACGUCCUACUGGCCGUCCCUGUGGACCAGGCAUCCCAUAAACAUGAAGGGAUCAACAUGGACUGUGUCCACGCGCUGCUGCUCUUCAUGGACAGACGGCUGAACAGGGGUCUGAAGCUGAAGGAGAAGCUAACUCCUGUCCUGAGUUUACUGACAGAAAGCUCUCGGGUUCACAGGGAAACUCGUCACUACUUACGACAAAAGAUUCUGCCUCCUCUGAGGGACGUGGCAGUCCGUCCCGAGCAGGACAACACGCUGAGAGGCCAGCUGGUCCGCCUGAUGACCCACGUUGACACGGAUGUAAAGGACUGUGCUGCCGAGCUGCUGUUUGUCCUCUGCAAAGAAAACGUCAGCCGCUUUGUGAAAUACACCGGUUAUGGCAACGCUGCGGGGCUGCUGGCAGCUCGGGGUCUGCUGAACGGCAGGAGGAACUCUGGUGACGGCCUGCUGGCCCCACACUACUCCAGCGACUCGGACUCGGACACAGAGGAGUACCGGGACGCCAGGUCUAAGAUUAACCUGGUGACGGGCCGGGUGGAGGCGGAGCAGCCCGAUCCGAUGGAAGGCAUGACAGAGGAGGAGAAGGAAGAGGAGGCCCGUCGUCUCAUCUGCAUGAUCAACAGACUAUCACGAGACCAAAUCAUUCAGCCGAUGGGGGUGACAGCAGAUGGCAGACUGGCUCCUCUGUGGGGCCAAAUGAGAGGCUGCACAGAGGAGCUGGAGGAAGAGGAGGAAGAGGAGGAUGAAGAAGAGGAGGAGGAAGAGGAGGGGGAAGAAGAGGGGCAGGAUUUGAAUUCGAAGCCACAGGGGUCAAAGGACUAAGCAAGUUUUUCCUCAUAGAUUCAGAGAGAAAUAAGUAAAACACGGAGCUGCAGGAUUCAGAGAUUAUUUAAUCCCACUGAAAUACAGAAGGUAAUCCUGCAGUAUGCUGCUGCUUCACACUCAAACUACUUCAGAUGUUAAUCCAUAGUGAUCCUUCUGUGAUACGUGAAAGUAGGAUAAUGUGUCCAAAUGAAUGAACCAUUACUGUGUAGAAAUAAUUCAAUUAGAUGAAAGAAGGAAGCUCUAUGUUUGUUUUCUCUGUUCAGCAUCGAGGAAGUUUAUCUGAGCUAACGGCUCUCUGUAGACUAUGGAUGGUAUGCAGAACAAAAACAAUAAAAUGACUGUAAGA